This is a messenger RNA of Ixodes scapularis (black-legged tick), 948 nucleotides long. Its product is annotated as transmembrane protease serine 11B-like protein. Bases 33 to 845 code for a protein of 270 amino acids. The transcript is spliced from 6 exons. Gene Ontology annotation, biological process: proteolysis. Gene Ontology annotation, molecular function: serine-type endopeptidase activity. NCBI's taxonomy places the organism in Eukaryota, Metazoa, Arthropoda, Arachnida, Ixodida, Ixodidae. The record is from RefSeq and is a predicted model, not a curated record.
CUCAUAAUUUCACAUUGCUAGCAGUGUCCAACAUGAACGUCGUUUACUACGGACUGGCUACUCUGCUCCUGGUAACCGCCUGCCUCUGUGACGAUGAAUUCUGCGGGUUGAAAAGGUUCAAGCAAGUGCCGUCCGGAAAGGCACGGAAAACUGAAUGGCCCUGGAUGGCGUCUAUCAUGGAUUACAGCCGCGGAAGAAAUCCCGACUACCUCUGCGGUGGAACGCUGAUAGGCAAAAGACACAUCCUGACGGCGGCUCACUGUUUCGAUCCGGUUCCCAAGGACCCUCGUCUGUUUACGGUGCGGCUGGACUCGGAGUCGACCGACACUGGGAAUGAGUACGAUGUUCGGUACAUUGAGCUGCACCCGGAUUACGUCAACGGAGGCAGCUACGACGACGUGGCCGUACUGACCCUGCGGACCGAAGUAUCCAACGACACCAUGCCCAUCUGCCUGCCGACGGGCACGGACACCUACGACAAUAGACUUUCCUACGUGCUGCAGUGGUCUCCCAAGUACUAUGGAAUUAAAAGUCCCAUGGCUUUGAAGGCUCGCCGGGCACUCAUCUCGACAAACUACGACUGCGCAAACAUAUACGCCGGCGUGCAGUCACCAGAAAUGCCGAGGGGCCUCAUUGCGAGCCAGCUGUGCACCGACCUGCGUGGAACGCAAGGAGAUUGCAACAGAUACCUGGGAUCUCCCAUGAUCGUCACGGACCGCACCUACAAGUGGUCGGCGGUUGGAAUUGCUACAUUCCGCGAGAAAUGCAACGACCAAACCUAUCCGGGUGUUUACACAAGAGUGACCCACUACGUGCCUUGGAUCCUGCGUGCCAUGACCAGAUGAAUAUGUCGUGCUCUUCUUUCGUUUACCCGACUAUCUUUUUUUCUACGGGGCCCCCUGUUUGUACGGCCCCGGGAAACAGUGUUUUGGCAACUUCCGUAUCCUU